AUGUCGGGCGAAUGGGCGGCGCGGGUUGGACGCGUGCCGAAGCGCGUGUUGCCGACGACUCGGACUUUGAGACCCUGAAGAACCUUCUUGGAACGUCGGAUGGAUGGAAUCUGGAGUAUGAGAAGGACGGCGUUAAAGUUUGGGCGGAGAACGCCGCGCAUGGGGCGCUACGGACCGUCAAGGUGGUCGCAGAGUUUGAGGACGUGGAGCCGGACGCGUUGUACGACGUGUUGCACGACCCGGAGUACCGCUCCGUGUGGGACACGCACAUGCUGGCUGCAGAGGACGCUGGACACAUCAACGUCAACAACGACGUGGGAUACUACGCCAUGUCGUGUCCGGCACCGCUCAAGAACCGCGACUUCGUGCUGCAGCGCUCCUGGCUGGACACGGGCGAGGAGAAGAUGAUCCUCAACCACUCCGUCUUCCACAAGGACUACCCGCCUCGGAAGGGCUACGUCAGAGCUCAGUCCUUGCUGACGGGUUUUGUGGUAAGGAGGAGGGAUGGGCCGGGCAGCUGGUUGGGCUACGUGUCCCGCUCCGACCCGCGCGGUGCUCUGCCUGCUUGGUUGGUCAAUAGGGUAACAGCACAGCUGGCUCCUCGCCUGGUGCAGCAACUGCAUGCAGCAGCUCGUCGGUAUCCAGGCUGGAAAGCUCUCACUGACACUCCUUACUUCAAGCCCUGGAGAAACCCAGAACAAGUGCCGCCUUAUCGGAUUAAGCUUGAAGAUUGUGUCGACCCCGACGCUCCACCACCACCACCAGAACCGAAGCCAAACACUUCGAAGAGUAAGCUAGAAGUACCAGUCAAAGAAACCGAAAGCCACAGCGUCGAAGACUUAGGUGACAUAUCAUCAGAAUUCAGCGUAGAAGUAGAAGAGUUGUCAGAUCUCACCCUUGAUCCUGCUAAGAAGAAAGGCAAGUUCUACAAAUUAGUUAAAUCCAUGAAGAAUAGAAGAAAAAGCGUCCAAGUUGCCAAAAGUGCUGAUAAUCUAGUAGAUGGCAAAGGAGCGGAAGAAAAACAUGAAAAGAGAAAAUCUUCGUUCAAAUUCCAUCGACGAUUCAGUCUUAGCAGAGGACGAGAAGACUAGAUAGUUAAAUUAUUAUAAGAAACUCGUAUUUGAUUAUGGUUACGCUCUCGUAAGGUCAAGAUGCAGGUAAUAGAACAGUGGGUUGAUUCGCUUACUCAGUGGUCAUCAUUAAUUGAAAGCCAUCAAACUCAUUUGACAAUGGUUCUG
Molecule: messenger RNA, 1238 nt
Organism: Maniola jurtina (meadow brown)
Lineage: Eukaryota; Metazoa; Arthropoda; Insecta; Lepidoptera; Nymphalidae
Product: START domain-containing protein 10-like
Exons: 6
Coding region: 12-1091 (359 amino acids)
Molecular function (GO): lipid binding
Source: RefSeq, a predicted model, not a curated record